AUGUUCUGGCGCAGCAUAUCCAAACACACCAUCCAGAGCUUCUGGAGAGCGGCCGAUCUUCGCUCAGGGCCAAGGGUCAUGCCCCUGGGACUCCUCUUCGACCGAUUCCUGCAGGUAUCCUGGCAGUUGCUAGAGACCAGCGCACGGAGACAGAUUCCAACUUAUGCCAAGAAAUUUCUCAGCGCGCGAUCCUGGAAGAGUUCUAGUUUAGCCGCAACUUUCUUUAACGCGAUUCGUAAACCUGUUGUCUCCCGAAUCGUUGGGCAGAACACGUACCUGUCGAGUUCGUCUUUCAAUUUUACCACCACCUCAGCAAUCUGUGGGUCCGAUUUGCAUUUUUACCAUGGCUAUUGGGGGCCUCCCAACGUGCCGUGGGGCCUAGGCCAUGAGGCGGUUGGAUACGUCUCGGAGGUUGGCGGUGCCGUGCCAUCUCUCCUGGUUGGAGGCUAUUUUAUUAUCCCAGAUAAUGCACAUGAUGGCCAUUACAGUCAACCUCAUCCGCUUUCUUUAGCCGAGUACGCUCGUGUCCCUUUCGCGGAUAUGAGCCUUAUCCCCAUUCCUUUUAACGGUCGGACUGGAAAUGCAACUAAGGAACUUGACUAUUUAAUGGUUUCGGACAUUUUCUCCACUGGCUGGCAGGUGCUGAGCUACAGUGGAUUCCAGCCAGGUGUUACCGUCGCCGUCUUCGGGGCAGGGCCGGUAGGCCUCAUGGCGGCGUACUCCGCUAUGCUUAGCGGUGCUGAGCGCGUCUACUCGGUUGACCAGGUCCCAAGUCGACUAGGACUGGCUUCUUCGAUAGCCACUGUGCCCAUCAGCUUUAAUACUUCAGAUCCCGUUGCGCAGAUCAUUACUCUUGAACCGAAUGGAGUCACCAGGGCUUUGGAUUGCUCGUCGGCCAGCAAGGAGGCAUUGCCAUCGCUGAUGUUUACACUGGUGGACAGAAUAGCACCCGGGGAGCUCCGUUGGCCGACCAGAUUCCUGCCCAAGCUCCUAUACCAUCGCAUCCUUGUGGGGGAAAGCCCUGACCGUGGGAAGCGGAUUGUUCUGCCACUAGACCAUGCGCAAGCGCUUAUUGACUUGAUCGCCGCCGGUCGAGCUACUCCUAGCUUGUGGUGA
This is a messenger RNA of Aspergillus alliaceus, 1116 nucleotides long. RefSeq lists its product as uncharacterized. Gene Ontology annotation, molecular function: oxidoreductase activity; zinc ion binding. The transcript is spliced from 4 exons. Lineage: Eukaryota; Fungi; Ascomycota; Eurotiomycetes; Eurotiales; Aspergillaceae. The record is from RefSeq and is a predicted model, not a curated record. The coding region runs from base 1 to 1116 and encodes 371 amino acids.